AUGUCGGAUCCAGACCCGAGCAGGCUUUACCACAAGCAAUACGAAGAAGCCCGGAAGCUAUUCGACAGCGACAUCGUGAACUGCAUCGCAGGAGCAAAAAAGAACCUACUGGAUCCUACGCUGCCCCCAUUCUACAUUAUCAGGAAUUGCAUUCUUGUUGCUGGUGCUGUGAACGAAUGGAACAUCGCGGACGACUGGCUUCGCUGGGCAGAACAGGCAUUUAAGAAAAGCCAUGAUUUGGCGACGCGACAGCAAGACAACAAGUCGUUGGAGGCUCUCGCAAGUUUGCGAGAGGAGCUAGAUGAAAUGAAAGAGUUCAAGAUGGAGUACCUCACAGGCAUGACGAAGGAGGAAAGGGACAUGCUUUACGCUGAACUGGAUGAAAUGGAUGCGGCGGAAGAAUUGGAAGCGGUUGCUGAAGCAGAGAAGAUGACGGAGGUCGCAGCGGAGUACCUGGAAGACUCGGAAUCGGUUGAUGGAGCGGGGAAUAGGACGGACGUCGCAAUGGAGCCUCUAGAAGACUUACAGGCGGUUGUUAAAACAGAGAAUAGGAUGGAGGUCGCUGCGGAGUACCUUUGUCUUCCAUUCGGCCCGCAGGCGAGCCCAUGCAUAACACCCCCAGCGACUUUGCCGUUAGUCCAAAGUCUCGUCGCUAGAAGAGCACACAAUCUAAAGGAGGUGCACACCACGCCCAGCAAUUCUUCAUGUUCAAGUUUAACGCCAACCUUCGUCCUAGCGUCUUGA
Alternaria arborescens is the source of this 744-nucleotide messenger RNA. RefSeq lists its product as hypothetical. The record is from RefSeq and is a predicted model, not a curated record. Bases 1 to 744 code for a protein of 247 amino acids. Lineage: Eukaryota; Fungi; Ascomycota; Dothideomycetes; Pleosporales; Pleosporaceae. The transcript has 2 exons.